CUUUCAUGUGACAAAUACUAGCCCUAACUUUAUGUAGAAUUUUCAAUCAAAUCUGUUCAUUUUUCAUGGGUUUAAAAAAUGUUUUUACACCACACAAUUAUUACGACACCGAUUGUAAGAUCAAAGGUCCGAAUCCAAGAAAACCUCAGCAGAUUAUUCCAUCGCCGAACACUUCCAAAGGAAAGACUCACGAAAAGUAAAGACACAACGCAAUAUUCAGUCUUUUAGCGACACGUACAACCCCUCAAAGCGGUGCCCUCUGCUCUCUCUCCUAUAAAUCUAUCCGUUGCUGGCGGUCCCUUUCUGAAAAGGACAGCCCCAAUAUUAUAAUUAAUUGCACUUUCACCCCCUACCCUACAAAAUUCCCUUUCGAUUUCAAUCGAGCUGUUUCUUGUACUACACUUGUCAUCUCUAUCAACGCUGCUGUGUUUAUUACCUGUAGUCUGUGUGUGUCCUUCAUAAUUUCCUUUUACAGAUGCGCUGUUAAGUUUCCACGAUAUUAUUGGGAUGAGCGAUUCAAUGUGCUGUUACUCACAGCACUAUUUUUUUUGGGGGUAUUAAUUGCUUGUCAGAGAGGACCUGUUAGAGUGUGUAAAUUUCCCAUCGCAAUUGUUUUAACGAAAGAUAAAUGCGGUUUUUAUUCGCAUUUUGUUGUUUUUUUCCUGUCGUAUGAGCUACUACUGUAGUGCAUUUAUUUUUUCUGGUAUUUGUGAGGUACUUUGCGAUAUAAAUAGUCCGCUGCUGCUGGUCCAGUAAAUAUCAAGAGUCAUUAUUGUUGAUAAUGAGGCAAGUCCAUCCCUCACAUAGUGAUAGCCAAAGGGGCGUAGCCAUGGCUGGUGCUCUUGUGCUGCUCGUACCUUUCAUUUUCCCUAAUCUUUUCACGCCUUUGGGCCAUGCUUUUCCCUCUGUUCUCUCGGAGUGGAAUGCCCCUAAACCUAGACACUCUCGAUUACUUAAGAGUGCCUUACAGCGCCAGAUUCCUGAAAGAAGACAGGCUGAUCUAUGGAUGCCUUUGGCCCAUCAACGACUGAAACCCUGUGCUAGAUCUGACCGAACCUCCUCGUUGCCAGAGAAAUCUCGGGGAUAUAUUCAGGUCUUCCUUGACGGGGGACUAAAUCAGCAAAGGAUGGGUAUUUGUGAUGCAGUUGCUGUUGCCAAAAUACUGAAUGCAACUCUCAUAAUUCCUCAUCUUGAAGUAAAUCCGGUGUGGCAAGAUUCAAGCACGUUUAUGGAUAUAUUUGAUGUGGAUCAAUUCAUUAAUGUAUUGAAAAACGACAUAUCUGUUGUUAAAGAAUUGCCGGAUGAAUAUUAUUGGAGCACACGGGAGUAUUAUGCCACCGCAAUUCGAGCCACCAGAGUGAAAACAGCACCUGUUCAUGCAUCGGCCCACUGGUAUCUAGAGAAUGUAUUGCCUGUCCUAGAGAGCUAUGGAAUUGCUGCAAUUGCACCAUUCUCACAUCGUCUGGCCUUUGACAAUAUGCCUGAGGAAAUCCAACGGCUGCGUUGUAAAGUCAACUUUCAGGCCUUAGUUUUUGUUCCCCACAUCAAAUCUCUUGGAGAUGCUCUUGUGAGUCGUCUUAGACAGUCUCCGAACACACAUGAAGUGGGCAGGAAUAACUACCUUGGAAAAUUCGGUGAUGUUAUGGACAAGAAAGGGACCGGAAAGUUUGUGGUUCUCCAUCUUCGGUUUGACAAGGAUAUGGCUGCUCACUCAGCAUGUGACUUCGGUGGAGGUAAGGCUGAAAAAUUGGCUCUGGCAAAGUACAGACAGGUUAUAUGGCAGGGCAGAGUUUUAAAUUCUCAAUUUACGGAUGAGGAGUUGAGGAGUCGAGGACGGUGCCCUUUGACUCCCGAAGAAAUUGGUUUGCUCCUAGCAGCUUUAGGAUUCAACAACUCAACUCGCUUAUAUCUUGCUUCCCACAAGGUGUAUGGCGGGGAAGCUAGAAUCUCAACCUUACGAAGUUUGUUUCCUUUUAUGGAAGACAAAAAGAGCCUAGCCUCCUCAGAGGAAAGAGCUCAAAUUAAUGGAAAGGCUUCACUGUUAGCUGCUGUUGAUUAUUAUGUCAGCAUUCACAGUGAUAUCUUCAUUUCAGCUUCGCCUGGAAAUAUGCAUAAUGCCGUGGUGGGCCAUCGUACGUACGAAAAUAAGAAAACCAUAAGGCCUAACAUGGCAUUGUUGGGCCAGCUUUUCCUGAACAAGAGCCUAAAUUGGCCAGAGUUUGAAAAUUCUGUUGUUGAAGGGCACAAGAACAGACAAGGGCAGCUCAGGCUACGUAAACCCGAACAGUCAAUAUACACAUAUCCUGCUCCUGAUUGCAUGUGCAAUGCUUGAGGAGAUUUGUUUGCCUGCAACAGUCAAUAUACACAUUAACCUGCUCCUGAUUGAUUACACAUUAACCUACUGUUUCUGGCUUGUAAUAUCUUCUGGAAUAAGGUACGGCUUCUCUUUUGUUUAGUUAUAGAGUUGCUCGAAAGACAUACAGAAGGAAUUCAUCUGGGUUUUCGGAGACUGGUGUAUUUAAUGUCGGCUCGUAAUAUAUUCUUGGUGUGAAAUUUGAGGUUCUUGGAUAGUUAGGAAUUUCUGUAAUGUUCCAUCUGGGAUAAUGUUGUUUGUUGGAGUUUGUGUUUGACAAUGAGAACAGAACUCAUUACAUUCUUGUUGUAUGUUAUAUUACUUAUACCUUUGGGUUCACAUGGUUGCUAAGUUUGAGUAGUAUAUUGUGUAAGUUCUUGUUGAGCGGAUUAUCCAAUGGGUCGGAUUUAGCCUUUAUCGGUACCUGUAACCACUGAAGUUAGUUCCGUAAAUCAGAUGGCGAUACUAUUUUAAGUAUAAGUUGUACUAUUGUU
Molecule: messenger RNA, 2847 nt
Organism: Striga asiatica
Lineage: Eukaryota; Viridiplantae; Streptophyta; Magnoliopsida; Lamiales; Orobanchaceae
Source: the annotation of a GenBank genome assembly